Galeopterus variegatus (Sunda flying lemur) is the source of this 1896-nucleotide messenger RNA. It is a transcript of the gene CALCOCO1, whose product is annotated as calcium binding and coiled-coil domain 1. The transcript has 13 exons. The coding region runs from base 1 to 1887 and encodes 628 amino acids. NCBI's taxonomy places the organism in Eukaryota, Metazoa, Chordata, Mammalia, Dermoptera, Cynocephalidae. The record is from RefSeq and is a predicted model, not a curated record.
AUGGGGGAGCGGCAGCCCGGUGGGGCGGGCACCGGCCCAGCCGUGCCGCCCCCGGAUGGUGCUGUCCUCGCCCCUGGACGCCCCGCUCCGCGCCCUGCAGAACCCGAGCUCGCCCCGACCUCCACCCCCACCCCCCAGCCCAGCCCGGCCCGGCCCGUGCUUGACGCUGGCAUGAAAUUGGCUGCAGCCAACCAGCUGGAUGAGAGCCAGCAGGAACGGAAUGAUCUGAUGCAGCUGAAGCUGCAGCUGGAGGGGCAGGUAACAGAGCUGAGGAGCCGAGUGCAGGAGCUCGAGACAGCUCUGGCAACCGCCAGGCAGGAGCACGCGGAGCUGACAGAGCAGUUCAAGGGGAUUUCCCGGUCCCAUGGGGAGCUCACAGAAGAGAGGGACAUCCUGAGCCGGCAACAGGGAGACCAUGUGGCACGCAUCCUGGAGCUGGAGGAUGACAUCCAGAUCAUCAGUGAGAAAGUGCUGACAAAGGAGGUGGAGCUGGACAGGGUCAGAGACGCAGUGAAGGCCCUGACUCGAGAACAGGAGAAGCUCCUUGGGCAACUGAAGGAAGUACAAGCAGACAAGGAACAAAGUGAGGCUGAGCUCCAAAUGGCACAACAGGAGAACUAUCGUUUAAAUUUAGAGCUGCAGGAGGCCAAGGGCCGGCAAGAAGAGCAGUGUGCUCAGGCCCAGCGACUGAAGGACAAGGUGGCCCAGAUGAAGGACACCCUAGGUCAGGCGCAGCAGCGGGUGGCUGAGCUGGAGCCCCUGAAGGAGCAGCUUCGAGGAACCCAGGAGCUUGCGGCCUCAAGCCAACAGAAAGCCGCCCUCCUUGGGGAGGAGUUGGCCAGCACAGCAGGAGCCAGGGACCGUACCAUAGCUGAGCUACAUCGCAGCCGCUUGGAAGUGGCUGAAGUCAAUGGCAGGCUGGCUGAGCUCAGUCUGCACUUGAAGGAGGAAAAAUGCCAGUGGAGCAAAGAGCGGGCAGGGCUGCUGCAGAGUGUGGAGGCUGAGAAAGAUAAGAUCCUGAAGCUGAGUGCGGAGAUACUUAGACUGGAGAAGGCAGUUCAGGAGGAGAGGACCCAGAACCAAGUGUUCAAGACUGAACUGGCCCGGGAAAAGGAUUCUAGCCUGGUGCAGUUGUCAGAGAGUAAGCGAGAGCUGACAGAGCUGCGGUCAGCCCUGCGUGUGCUGCAGAAGGAAAAGGAGCAGUUGCAGCAGGAGAAGCAGGAACUACUAGAGUACAUGAGAAAACUGGAGGCCCGCCUGGAGAAGGUGGCAGAUGAGAAGUGGAAUGAGGACGCUGCCACAGAGGAUGAGGAUACUGCUGCAGGGCUGAGCUGCCCAGCGGCACUGACAGACUCAGAGGAUGAGUCCCCAGAAGACAUGAGACUCCCACCCUAUGGCCUGUGUGAGCGUGGAGAUCCAGGUUCCUCUCCUUCUGGGCCCCGAGAGGCUUCUCCCCUCGUCGUCAUCAGCCAGCCAGCUCCCAUUGCUCCCCACAUGUCAGGGACAGCUGAGGACAGUAGCUCUGACUCGGAAGCUGAAGAUGAGAAGUCAGUCCUGAUGGCAGCUGUGCAGAGUGGGGGUGAGGAGGCCAACCUGUUGCUUCCUGAACUGGGCAAUGCCUUCUAUGACAUGGCCAGCACCAUCUUCCAUGGAGCCCAAAUUGCUCUGCAUUCCCUCUCUCCUGCCCCUACCCCUUCCCUAACUACCAGUGGCUUUGCAGUGGGCCCCCUGUCAGAGGCCAACACUGGGGGUCCUGCAACCCCCCCAUGGAAGGAGUGUCCUAUCUGUAAGGAACGCUUCCCUGUUGAGAGUGACAAGGAUGCCCUGGAGGAUCAUAUGGAUGGACACUUCUUUUUCAGCACCCAGGACCCCUUCACCUUUGAGUGAUCUCACCCC